ACAGUAGCCUUGGAGCUCAGACUUUGCCAACCAGCUCUGUGAUCUGGUAGUAUCUUCCAGCCAUCCUGCCUUCCCACGCUCUGGCAAUCUCUCUUCGCUUUCAAUGGGCUCUCUGGUCGCCAAGCUCCUUCUGCCAACUCUAAGUAGCCUGGCUUUCCUCCCGACCAUCAGCAUCGCUGCCAAGAGACAGUUCCACAUGGAGGCUAUGGUGUACUUCUUCACCAUGUUCUUUGUGUCGAUUUACCACGCAUGUGACGGCCCCGGUUUAUCCAUCCUGUGCUUCAUGCAGUAUGACAUCUUGGAAUAUUUCAGUAUAUUUGGGACAGCUUUAUCAAUGUGGGUGUCCCUGAUGGCCCUGGCAGAGUUCGAUGAGCCUAAACGGUCAACGUUUGUGAUGUUUGGAGUGCUCACCAUUGCAGUCAGAAUCUACCAUGAUCGGUGGGGCUACGGCGUCUACUCAGGACCGAUUGGAACAGCAGUUCUCAUGAUCACUGUAAAAUGGCUACAAAAGAUGAAGGAGAAGAAGGGUCUCUAUCCAGACAAAAGCGUCUAUACCCAGCAGAUUGGUCCUGGCUUCUGUUUCGGAGCCCUUGCUUUGAUGCUGAGGUUCUUCUUUGAGGAGUGGGAUUACACGUACGUCCACAGCUUCUACCACUGUGCCCUGGCUAUGUCCUUUGUCCUCCUGCUCCCCAAAGUGAACAAGAAGGCCGGCAAUGGAGGCGCUCCGGCCAAACUGGACUGUUCAACCCUCUGCUGCUGUGUUUGAGAAUGUGGCAUGUGUGUGUGUGUGUAUUUGAUUGUGGCUGCUGCUGCAAUGGAUAGAGCACCUGCACCUGUGCACCCCACCCCUCUAGCCGCAGGGCAGGUCUGAUGCAUCCCUUGCGCAACUUGUGGCCAGCCAAGCCGAAUGUGUUUCCUAGCCCUACCAGCCAGGUCUGGCGAUCCUUAACGGGAAUGGGGGAGAAAUUAAGAGUCAGUUUGCAUUAAAGAGAUGAAUCCAGUUGCCAACUGAAACACAGCCAUCCCCCAGAAUCUGCACCGCUCUAAAUCUUGCACUGCAACUCUCCAGUUGAGUAAUGGGUUCGAAGAGGAAUAUCGUAGGGGGCAAAGUGUCUAUAAAAAACAUGUAAAAAUGCAUUAUUUUAGUGAAGCCGUUUUGCAAAAAGGUGCACAUUAAGUAAAACUGCAUGAAAACAUGUUGUAGGUCAGUUAAAAUUCAGAUCAGAAUGCUGAUGAGCUUUCGUGAGGACUUUUUUAUUGGGGGUGUGGGGAGCAAAAUGAGAGACCAAGAGUCCUUACUAUGAUUCUAUGAAACUAAAAAUUGAAGUAUUUCCCCCACUCACUACUGAUCCAAAGGGGCAGCCGUUGUCUUUCUGUCUGUACAGUAAGAGCAGGCAGAGGGACAGUUUGUGUUUUUAUUUACUUCCUCUUCUAUUUAUGCUUCC
This is a messenger RNA of Zootoca vivipara (common lizard), 1445 nucleotides long. It is a transcript of the gene MYMK, whose product is annotated as myomaker, myoblast fusion factor. NCBI's taxonomy places the organism in Eukaryota, Metazoa, Chordata, Lepidosauria, Squamata, Lacertidae. Gene Ontology annotation, cellular component: membrane. The record is from RefSeq and is a predicted model, not a curated record.